This is a messenger RNA of Macroventuria anomochaeta, 808 nucleotides long. RefSeq lists its product as uncharacterized. Gene Ontology annotation, cellular component: membrane; cytoplasm. Lineage: Eukaryota; Fungi; Ascomycota; Dothideomycetes; Pleosporales; Didymellaceae. The transcript is spliced from 3 exons. The record is from RefSeq and is a predicted model, not a curated record. The coding region runs from base 165 to 794 and encodes 209 amino acids.
CAUUGCAACCUUCUUACUGUCACACUGUCGCACACUAAUUAAGCCUCCCUGAGAACGUCGCUACCACCGCUGUCGCACUGAGCACUUUGCUAUCGCUCACUCACCCGCCCGCAACCGCCCUCGUAACCUCGGCCGCUGCUUCCUCCACAACUACCGUCUGCACGAUGAAAAGACUACACCCUAUGCUAGUCGCCUGCGGGUCCGCACUCAUAAUUGACUGCUGCUCCAAUAUCAUCGCCCAACGACUGAAGGCAUGGAGUGACGAGAAGCCCUUCGUGUUCGAUCGCGUGCUCUUCUUCCAGUUUGCUUUUAUGGUGGUCCUUACUGCGCCUGUAAACUACCACUGGCAACAUUGGCUCGAGCGUACUUUCCCCGGAUGGAAGACCGUAAAGCGGACAAGGCUUGCGACGAACGAAGAUGGUGAUGCUGCGGAGAAGGCUGUCUUUCUGAAGGAGGACGGGGAAGAUAAGCGUAUGGUUGAGGAGGAUGUCUUGGAGCGCAAUUGGCUGAAUAUCUUCAAGAAGUGGUUCACAGAUUGCAUUACCAUGGGCGCACUCCUAAACCAGACCAUGUUCUUGAUCUUGAUAGGCCUCCUGAAAGGCAAAACAGGUGCCCAGAUCGUGCAAAGCUUCCACAACGAGCUCUUCAAGCUUAUCUGGGACUCGUACAAGGUCUGGCCGAUCGCCAAUUUCUUCAGCACUACAUACUGCCCUGUCGAGAAGCGUAUGAUCUUCCUGAGCUUCUGCGGCCUGUUGUGGAACAUUUAUCUUUCUCUUGUCGCCCAGCGAUUGUAGUGCAACAGCAAAUG